This is a messenger RNA of Cylas formicarius (sweet potato weevil), 1036 nucleotides long. RefSeq lists its product as uncharacterized. Lineage: Eukaryota; Metazoa; Arthropoda; Insecta; Coleoptera; Brentidae. The transcript has 3 exons. The coding region runs from base 481 to 1035 and encodes 184 amino acids. The record is from RefSeq and is a predicted model, not a curated record.
AUGACAAUUGACUUAAAUUCCAAAUUUUACCAUGAUUUUCCGCUAUUUUUAGAGGAAUUAAACAACAAAAUAAUUCGCUUUUGCAACAUCGAUACCGAGAACGAGGAACGGGUAAAGCUCUUAACGGCUUCGCGGUAAAACAUUAAAAUCGCUAUCGGCAAACAUCACCCGUCGCUUUUGAAUAUUCAUAAGAUGUAAUAACUUAUACGGGGGCCGAUGCGAGCAUCCAAAUUUUUCGUUUCGGACGGUCAAUUUCGUGUGGUAGUGCCGUCGAAUACGCGCGUAAUGCCUCAAAAGUCAUCAAUGCGACGUCGCUGAUAGAUUUCACUUUCCGCGUUGCCAAAAUUUUGUAAAUCUAUUCGAAUUUAAACUCCGUAUUAUAUCCAACAAGUCGCGCCGAGGGAAAGGUCAACCGAGACACUUUCGAUUGUCGACCGGUUCGAAUAACUCUCUCUGUCGACGUACUGGUUUUGAUCAAAAAUGAAGUUACUAACGGCUACUUUUGUGAUCCUCGCGGUGACUGCCAUCGUGAUUCACGGCGCGCCAGCCGAAAACAAGAGUUUGGGAGGAACCGAAUCCAAAUUUCUUGGACAGCCCUUCGACGAAGUGGUUGUCGAGUCCACUCUGAACGUCAAAAGGAAAUCUGACACCAGACAGUCGCGAAAGCAAGGCAGCGAAAUCAAGAGAGCCAAAAGGCAACACGGAUCGAGAAAUUCGUUUCCGUUUCCGAAUUUCGAAGAAGGCAGCUCGGCCCAAGCGGCCGCUCAAGCGCAAUCGCACCGGGCAGAGAGCCCUUUCGGGGCAUUCGGCGCAUCCGGUAAAAUUUACGCUGUCCUGUCGUUACAUUCGUUCUCCGCUAGAUGCCGCUUUCUUUCCUCCCCGCAUCUUCGUGUACUUUCCGCAUCUUUACGUCACAGCUUCUUCUAUACUUUGGUCUCUUGCCGCCCGCGUGUUACUCUACCUCACUAUAUUUUUAUAGUCUGUGCUCUACCUCCUCAGUUCAUUUCAACAAUCGAUUGGUUUGUUAGUUUUUGAA